UAAACAAGCCUUUAGUAAUGUGGUGUUAAAGGGGCAAAAUGUCCUAUAGACCUAUGACUAGGUCUCAGUCUUUUAGUUAGUGUAUGUCUCUGGACAGUAAACUUUGUAAGAGCUUCUCAGUUCCCCUCUCCCCUUGGGUAGGACAAGAUGGCUAAAGUUGGCUGAAGUUGAGUAUUUCCUUCUCCAUUGUGAAAGGCUAGAAUGGGCUGCAGUUGGGUAUUGCCCUUCCCCCAGGUCAAUUAGGCUGUGAUAAAACUACUGCAGAUUAGGCUGUGGUUAAAUAGUUUCUACUGAGGGUAGACCUUGUUAAGAACAGAGUGCUCUGGAGCAUUUCAAAAUGGCUGCUUUCCUUCUCCCCUUGCCAGAUGCAUGAGGGGAUUUUUCUCUGAUAUUUACUGUGAGGUAAAACUAACAAAAGCAUGGAGACUUCUUAUUGACUGCAUUCUCCCUGGAGUUUUUAACUCUCAAACUUGUCCGCACUGAGCCUCCAACAAUUUAGCAACAACAGUUCAGGUUUUCCUACUCCAGCACUGGUUCCUGCAGCAGUUUCUGUUAGUGAGUCAGCUCUGCACAGCAAGAAGGUGGCCAUCUGCAAGGCAGGAGGGCCCUCACCAGGAACUGAAUUGGCUGUCACCCAGAUGGUGUAUGAGGCUUCCCAGUCUCCAGAACUCUGAAGUUGGCUAUGCUGUGUAAAGCUGCGAGCUGAGAACUCUGACAGAGGCAAGCACACUCCUUCUCACAAACUGCAGCCGCUCUCGUCGCAGCCUCCCGAGGCUCCGUGCCAGACAGACUGAGCAUGCGAGUCGCACUGGCCACAGCAGCCUGGAUGCUUUCUUUCGUCUCUAGUUAUGCAUAUACAAAAAAUACUUUGCCAGAUAUUGAAAACAAAGAUUUCAUCAAAGACUGUGUUCGAAUUCACAAUAAAUUCCGAUCAGAGGUGAAUCCAACAGCCAGUGAUAUGCUGUACAUGACUUGGGACCCAGCACUAGCACAGAUUGCAAAAGCAUGGGCAAAACAUUGUCAGUUUGCACAUAAUGGACAGCUGAAGCCACCCUACAAGCUGCACCCAAAAUUUACUUCACUGGGAGAAAACCUCUGGACUGGCUCUCUAUCCAUCUUUUCUGUGUCUUCAGCCAUCAAAAACUGGUUUGAUGAAGUCCGGAACUAUGACUUCAAGACUCGGAAAUGCAAUAACGUCUGUGGCCAUUACACUCAGAUUGUUUGGGCAAAUAGUUACAAAGUUGGCUGUGCAGUACAAUUUUGCCCUGGGGUGUCUGGCAUAAGUCUUUCCAAUGCAGCACAUUUUAUAUGCAACUAUGGACCAGCAGGGAAUUAUCCAACAUGGCCAUAUAAGAAAGGAGCUACUUGUAGUGCUUGCCCCGAUAAUGACAAAUGUUUGGACAAUCUCUGUGUUAACCCCCAGCGAGACAAUGUCACACGUUACUACUCUAUUGUGUAUCCAGGCUGGCCCAUAUUUUCACGUAACAGAUACCUUUCUCUCUUUCUCAUUGUUAGUGUAAUAAUUCUGCUAUUAUCUGUUGUAAUUACCAUUUUUGUGAAGCACAAAUACCCUAAUUGUUUUUAGGCUGCCACAGCUGGACUUUCAGUAAUUAGACUUAGGUCUAAGUCAUUCCAGUGGCCCUCAUUGUUUAAAAAACAUUAUCCCUAUUUCUCACAUACUGCUUUUCCUUGCUCUCUUGUAACUUGAUGUCUUACUGGUUUUAGAAUAGUAGCUAAAGGAUUUGAUUUCAGAGGCAUUAAUGUUCUGCUUGGGAGG
Messenger RNA from Microcebus murinus (gray mouse lemur), 1777 nucleotides. The record is from RefSeq and is a predicted model, not a curated record. Lineage: Eukaryota; Metazoa; Chordata; Mammalia; Primates; Cheirogaleidae.